Messenger RNA from Hyaena hyaena (striped hyena), 1208 nucleotides. RefSeq names its product transmembrane protein 200B (gene TMEM200B). The record is from RefSeq and is a predicted model, not a curated record. Bases 1 to 924 code for a protein of 307 amino acids. NCBI's taxonomy places the organism in Eukaryota, Metazoa, Chordata, Mammalia, Carnivora, Hyaenidae. The transcript has a single exon.
AUGACGGCUGGGAGCCCGGGAGACUGCGGGGAGUUGCGGAGGAGCCCCGAGGGCCGCGUCUCUCGCCUGGGCCGCCGCCUGGGCCGCCGCCGGCGCCCGCGCUCCCCGCCCGAACCUCUGCGGGUGCGGGCACGGCUGCGGCUGCGCUCGCCGUCGGGGGCGUUCGCGGCGCUGGGGGCGCUCGUGGUACUGGUGGGCAUGGGCAUCGCCGUGGCCGGCUACUGGCCGCACCGCGCCGGCGCCCCGGGGCCGCGCGCUGCCAAUGCCAGCGCGCCCCCCCUGAGCGAGCUGCGACGCGAGGGUCGCGGCGCCGGCCGGGCCCACGGCCCGCACGAGCGGCUGCGGCUCCUUGGGCCCGUGGUCAUGGGCGUCGGCCUGUUCGUGUUCAUCUGCGCCAACACGCUACUCUACGAGAACCGCGACUUGGAGACGCGACGGCUUCGCCAGGGGGUGCUGCGGGCUCAGGCGCUCCGCCCUCCUGACGGCCCCGGCUGGGACUGCGCCCUCCUCCCCAGCCCCGGACCCAGGACUCCCCGAGCCAUAGGCUGCGCAGAGCCAGAAAGUUGGGACCUGUCCCCGCGUCGGGGUACCUCACCCGUUCCGUCAGUGCGGAGUCUGCGUUCAGAGCCUGCGAAUCCUCGCUUGGGGUUACCUGCCCUGCUCAACAGUUACCCGCUGAAGGGCCCGGGGCUGCCCCCACCCUGGGGUCCACGGACCCAGACUGGCCAUGUGAUUAUCACCGUGCAGCCCUCUGGUUCCUGCAUCGAACAUUCCAAGUCUCUGGAUCUGGGCCUUGGGGAGCUCCUACUGGGCGCCCCGGCAGCUCGAGACUGUGCUCACCGGAGCUGGCCCCGGCUGGACCGCCUCAGUCUGGGGGGUUAUGCCAAGUUGGGAGGAGGAGGGGACUUGGGAGCCCGGGUUUAAGGAGCAGGGGACAGCCUGCUAGGAGGCCGCAGCAUCGACCGUGGUAAUAGGAUCAGAAGUCCCAGUAUCUAGUAGAUGCAGCAGUCACAUCCCAGACUGGAGGUGGACGCUCCGGCCCCAGCAGCUGCUAAGGCGACCUGACUUGCAUGUCGGCAGAGAAAUGCCAACUGCACAAGGGUUCAAUAGGCUGGAGAGGACGUGCUUUAUUGUGGAGUCUGGGGACCAGCAUGACUCGGCCUCGGGAACUCUCUGAAGCCUCCAAAAGUGGCCUUACUUAGCCUUGG